UAACGUUAUUUAUAAAUUAACACCCCCUUUCAAAAUCUUUGCCUUUUGUAUAUGAAAACAUCAGCACCUUUUAUUUCAUUUCACUUGUGUACAUUAAGAGUUACUAAAGCAGUUUUUUUAAUUUCAAUUAAUAAUUGAUUAGCAAAUUUUAGUGUUGAUUAUGAACCUAUUAAAGUUGGAACAGCUCUGUUCAUGUGAGAAUUGAAGUUCAAGUAAUUUCUGGAGAAAUGUUCAAUUCUCAUUCAACAAUCUUAGAUGGGAUCUUGAAAGUUUUACUGAAUGUUUUUAUUUUACUUUUUUAAAAGAAACUCUAAAGGUUUAAGAUGUUAUUUGUCAUAAGAAAAGAUGUUAUUCAUUAUAAAUAAAUAUUUGUUCAGAUUCCUGGGUAGGGACAUUACAAAUGAAAUUGAUUUUUGAUCCCUACUGCUAGUGUAGUAUCAAGAAGUAACUAUGAUAGCAAGUUAGAAUACUGUGAUAAUGGGACCAUUUCCCUGCCAUUGAUUCCCCCCCAACACAUGUGUUCGUUCUCAGAAAGAAUGAUGUUUCCAUCUUUCCUUAUAUUUUCUAGCAUGCUGUACCUAAUAUUAAUACUUGGUUAACUCUGGACUGCUUGUUUGAGUAGCAUAUAGUAUUGUCUAUGUCAGUAAUUUGGUUUUUACUUACCUUUUUUGAUUAAUGGAAUUGCAGCAGAAUUAAUAAAUAUGUAGGCCAUAAAUAUAUCUGAUGAACAAAUACGCUGAAAAUUACUUUUUCAGAAAAUUACUUUUGGAAUCUGAUGAGAUUCACUUUCCUAAUAUAGAUACUCUUUGGAGUAUUAACUUUAUAAAGUUUUGAGUACUGGUAGCUAUAAGAUCUGGGACAGAUCAACCUGGCUCAACUUCAUUUUAUUUUUUAAUUCUUUUAUUUUUAUUUUUUUUUUAAAGAUUUUAUUUAUUUGACAGAGACAGAGAUAGCGAGAGCAGGAACACAAGCAGCGGGAGUGGGAGAGGUAGAGCAGGCUUCCUGCCGAGGAGGGAGCCCAAUGUGGGGCUCGAUCCCAGGAUCCUGGGAUCAUGACCUGAGCCGAAGGCAGACGCUUAACUAAGACUGAGCCACCCAGGCGCCCCUAUUUUUUAAUUCUUUUAAAAAAAUAUUUUAUUUAUUUGAGAGAGAGAGCACAAGAGAACACGAGUGGUGGUGGCGGGCAGAGGGAGAGGGAGAAGUAGACUCCCCAUUGAGCAGGGAGCCUGAAGACCCAGAUCUCUAACCCAGGACCCUGGGACCAUGACCUGAACUGAAGGCAGACACUUACCCAACUGAGCCACCCAGGCGCCCCUCAACUUCAUUUUAUACAUAGCUGGAAGAAUUGAGGCAAAGGAUUAUCUUGGGUCUUUCCUGCUGUGCCAUUUUAGGAGUUAUAAAAUUAAGUGGGUAAAUAUAGCCCCCUAGUGGUUCUGUUCCAUGUUUACACUGUUAGCUGGUGCAUCUAGCAUUUCUCUGAAGUUACUGAUUUUGAAAAAUUAACUUGAAAAGAAUCAGAUUUUAGUAAUAAUACAUGACAAAGAAAAUGGGGGGGAGAAGUGGUAGGGAUAUCAUAUUCUAACAAUUUUCAUGCUAGAUUAUAACCCAUUUGUAUAACUACUUUUUGGGUUAUUACAAGGUGGUCCAGAAUAUUAGAAUUGCUCUGUACCUUACAAGAUGAAUGACUGAAUCCAGAUUCUUUGCUGAGAUAUGCUCUGAUUGUUAUUAUCUGAUAAUUACUUGUGCAUAUCAAAGCAUAGGGUAAAUUAAGUAAGGUGGGCUGUGAAGUAGAUCAUAUAUAUCCAUGCCAUGAAAUAAAAGCUAUUAAUAAGUUAGACUUAGGUUUAUUGGCCUGGAAUUUAUGAUAUGACUUUAGGAGAAAACAAGGUAACAGAAUGAUUUUAUAUAUGCAUAUCUCCCCAUUUUUGCUUAAAAGAAAAAAGAAAGUGGGAGAAACCUCAAAUCCUAGUAUGAAUAUAUGUUUGUAUAAGCAAAGAAAAACAGAGAAGAUACACACCAAAAAAUAUUACUACCUUUAAGGAAGUGAGACUUGGAAGGAUGGAAGGAGAUUACUUCUCUGUUUAUGUCUGAUUAUUCAAAUUGUUAUGGAAAAAGAAACAAAUGGAAAAACUUGAAAGGCUCAGCAGAAAGCAGGGACCUUAAUCUGAAAAGUUUUAGGAGACCAAGUCUUGUUCUUAAUUUCAGAACUGAUUUCCAGCAGCAGUCAGUUAAGUCAGCUCCUGCUGAUUUUGAGUUUGCUUAUUGUUUGAAUGGGAGGUGUGUACUUGAUAAUCUCCUUAGAUACAAGACUGAUGACCCAAUUGUUUAAAAUGUGUGGUGCUUGGUAUUUCUCUUUAUUUUGCUAAUAAGCUUUUUCCUUGUUCUGGGAAUUAAAAUCCUUUCCUCUCCAGCCCAAUUAAGUUUGUUAAGGGAGGGCCUCUAUGAAAAUGCCCUUCUUUGAGGUCUGUAAGUGGAAAUGAUUGGUUCUGAAAAUUCUUUCUUCAUUGGUUCUUAAAAUAUUUCAUAAUUAUUGAAGGCUCAUUAUGAAGGCUGUCUCAAUUUCUUUCCUCCAAAAUGCUAAGGAAUAAUUUAGACAACAGUACAGACUCUAAAAAUGAAGAUGGCUCUGUCUUUUCACAGACUGAACACAAUGUUGUUGCAGCUUACUUGAUCACAGCAGGUAUAAUAAGUAUUUUCAGCAACCUAAUAGUUCUGGGCAUCUUCAUUAAGUACAAGGAACUUCGGACACCCACAAAUGCAAUUAUCAUUAACCUGGCUGUUACUGAUAUAGGGGUCAGUAGCAUUGGAUAUCCCAUGUCUGCAGCUUCAGAUCUGUAUGGAAGCUGGAAAUUUGGAUACGCAGGAUGCCAGAUUUAUGCCGGACUGAAUAUCUUUUUUGGAAUGGCAAGUAUUGGAUUACUCACUGUUGUGGCCAUGGAUCGAUACCUGACCAUCUGUAGUCCGGACAUAGGAAGAAGAAUGACCAGCAACACUUAUAUCCGCAUGAUUCUGGGGGCCUGGCUCAAUGGUCUCUUUUGGGCUUUGAUGCCUAUCAUAGGGUGGGCUAGUUAUGCCCCAGAUCCUACUGGGGCUACUUGUACCAUAAACUGGCGGAAAAAUGAUGCAUCUUUUGUUUCUUUCACGAUGACAGUUAUUGCGGUAAAUUUUAUUGUGCCCUUGACAGUGAUGUUUUACUGCUAUUACCAUGUCACUCGAUCCAUUAAAUGUCAUAUCACUAGUAACUGCACUGAGUACCUCAACAGAGACUGGUCAGAUCAGGUAGAUGUAACCAAGAUGUCUGUGAUAAUGAUACUUAUGUUUCUGGUGGCAUGGUCCCCUUAUUCCAUCGUGUGCUUAUGGGCUUCUUUUGGUGACCCAAAGAAGAUUCCUCCCUCAAUGGCCAUCAUAGCUCCGCUAUUUGCAAAAUCUUCUACAUUCUACAAUCCCUGUAUUUACGUGGUUGCUAACAGAAAAUUUCGGAAGGCAAUGUUUGCCAUGUUCAAAUGUCAGACUCACCAAGCAAUGCCCGUGACGAGUAUUUUACCAAUGGAUGUAUCUCAAAAUCCACUGACUCCUGGAAGAAACUGAAAUAAGAGAAAAAGUACACAGCAUCAAAAUAUCUUAUUUACUUUUUUCCCCAGUGGUUUAGUUUUAUUUUAAAUAUGAUCCUGUUUAGACCAGAUGCAGACAUAGAUUAUUGUUUUAUUAGACCCUGAAUUCCUCAAGUGUAGCUCCGGGUUCUUCUGUUUGUGGGAUGGCUAUUCUAAUGAUUGCUUAUUUCCUUCAUGUAAACUUAACUAUUCAUCUCCUUUGAUGAAUCUAGGCACAUGAGAUUAAGGCCCAUUCUCUUUCUCCCAAUCAUGGCAUUCAUUACACUGCAUCAAUGACCUCGUAACUUGCCUGGACUCUCCAUUAGACUAGAAGUAGCCACUAUUUUAAUGUUAAAAUAAAUUAAUAAUGAUAAUAAUAGUCUUCAAUAAGUAAAUUACUGAAAUGAGUUGUUCCUAGGCAGAUGGAAAACAUUUUUAGCAUUUCACACUUUUAAAAUUGUAAUACAAUUAUUAACUUCUGCUAUUUGACAAAAAUAUUAAACACUGUUGCUUCUAAAUCACAUUAGUUGAUGCACAUACUUUAUAUAGCAAUAUAAUCUCUGUGCAUAUCUUAUGUAUUCUGCAUUUUUAAUUAACAUUUUUCUGUAUAUGUAUUUCCAUGUAUUUGCCACUAGAAUUAAUUUAAUCAAUUUUUUUGUAUAUUUGUUCUCUUUUUCCUGUUUUGUUUGUCUGAAAUUCGUUUUAUUCUGGCAAGAACGCAACAUGUAUCUAUCCUCUUAACCAGCUUUUAAGUGUACAGUACAGUAUUGGUAACUACGUGUACAGCAGAUCUGUAGAACAUAUUGUCUUGCUUAACUGAAACUUUAUGUCCAUUGAUAGCUGUAUGCUUGUUCUUUGAUGUAUCCUUAGCAGAUAGAUGCAUUUUGCCUGGCACAUAGUAGGCACUCAAUAAAAAAAAAUUGUUGAAUGUUGA
Messenger RNA from Mirounga angustirostris (Northern elephant seal), 4524 nucleotides. RefSeq names its product retinal pigment epithelium-derived rhodopsin homolog (gene RRH). Gene Ontology annotation, biological process: cellular response to light stimulus; G protein-coupled receptor signaling pathway; phototransduction. Gene Ontology annotation, molecular function: G protein-coupled photoreceptor activity. Bases 2575 to 3588 code for a protein of 337 amino acids. The record is from RefSeq and is a predicted model, not a curated record. NCBI's taxonomy places the organism in Eukaryota, Metazoa, Chordata, Mammalia, Carnivora, Phocidae. The transcript is spliced from 7 exons. Gene Ontology annotation, cellular component: plasma membrane; photoreceptor outer segment.